AUGAGUGUUGAGCCCAUCGGUGAUGGAAAGAUAAAUUCCGAGGUCCUUUUAUUGGCUGCGAUUCAGGUGCGUACAGUUAAGCCAUGCCAGCAAUCCAAAACAAGCGAGCUGAUAGCGUUAGUGAUUGCUGAUGGCCGUGGAUCACCCAUGAAUGGUGGUUACGAUACUAGUGAAGAGAGUCUAGAGGGACUGCCUUGUGGAACAAUCGCACUGGGAAGGGAUCUCCCCGUUGUACCCACUAUGGCGGUUCUAUGCGUGCUG
Acaulospora colombiana is the source of this 261-nucleotide messenger RNA. The record is from the annotation of a GenBank genome assembly. NCBI's taxonomy places the organism in Eukaryota, Fungi, Glomeromycota, Glomeromycetes, Diversisporales, Acaulosporaceae.